CAUUGGAUGGUGUGUAAAAAUGAAAGUGGACAAAUACUCUGGGACGGAGGGAGUAUAAAAUUUCGAAAAUUUAUUAAAUUUUUGAAAUUUAAUAUAUUAUUUUUUUAAAUAUCCAAAAAAAAUAUAUUAAAAUGUCGAGAGAGUCCGGUAGAAGGUCCUUGGAUAUGGGCGCCGUGAACCGAAGUUUGAGGAAAGGCAAAGCUAAAGCCACCUCCGACGGUUCGACCUCACGCGGUUUUCGAGAAAGACACUCCGUCUCUUCCUUUCCUACUAUCCCCGAUCAAUUCAUCGGCGACGCUUUGACGGAUCAAGAAUUCGACCAGUACAUUUCUGGUAGAGGCGACGCGAAUCUUCCCACUCUUGAUAGUUUAUUCGAGGAUAUUGAUGAAGCAGAACUGGACAAUCUGGAAGGAGACGAGGAGCCUAUACCGCACAUUAACGACGUCGACGAGGAGGCAGGUGAGCCCGAGACCUCUCAAGGUCCGGGCAAAGGAGUUUCCGGUGGUUAUGGUGGUCCGGAAAAACACCUAAAGUCGAGGCAUCCCGUGGAGUACACCAAAUACGCGGCGAAAAAGAAGGGACGACAAGAAGUGCAAACCCAAAUUUCUCGGUUUGCUAACAGGGGAAUAUCAAGGGUUAUACGGUACUGUACCAGAAGAAACAACACCUCCUCUGUCCCCCAAAUCAAAAAAGGUUUUAAAGGAAUAAUCGAUGGGUUUCUUGCAAAGAAAGGGAAGCGUGCUCAGCCUUCGACGAGUUCAAGUGGUACAACAAUAAGCUCGCACAACGAACUUGCUAUGUACCAAGGGGUGCCAUGCAAUUACAACGACGACGACGUGGAGUUUGACGUCCUCGGAUGGUGGAAGCGGAACGAACACAUGUUCCCAUGUCUCGGAAUGCUAGCAAGACAAGUGUUGUCCGUCUCGGUAUCAACUGUAGCAGUGGAACGAGAAUUCAGUGCUGGCGGCAACAUUCUAACCGACUAUCGAAGUUGUCUUAACGCUGAAUCUCUUGAAACACUUGUUUGCAACCAAGAUUGGCUCUUGGCAAGACGUCGAGCUCAAGAGUCCGGGUACGAAUUCAAUUCGGAGCAUUACAUGAAUGCAACCACAGAUGGAAGUCCGAGUUAUGAGGAAUAAGUUAUAAACUUUUUUUAUGUUAAUGUAGAUAUGUAAUAAUGUAAAUAUGUAAUUAGUUUUUUUAGGUGAGCGAUAUAUAAGCUUCUUCGAGGGUUUCUUUACGGUUCUUUACCUCGUCGCUUUUUUUAAACCGUCAGGAUAUUAAAUGUAGUUGUUUUUC
Cuscuta campestris is the source of this 1299-nucleotide messenger RNA. The record is from the annotation of a GenBank genome assembly. NCBI's taxonomy places the organism in Eukaryota, Viridiplantae, Streptophyta, Magnoliopsida, Solanales, Convolvulaceae.